Messenger RNA from Homarus americanus (American lobster), 2629 nucleotides. Its product is annotated as store-operated calcium entry regulator STIMATE-like. Bases 414 to 1241 code for a protein of 275 amino acids. Gene Ontology annotation, cellular component: membrane. The record is from RefSeq and is a predicted model, not a curated record. Lineage: Eukaryota; Metazoa; Arthropoda; Malacostraca; Decapoda; Nephropidae. The transcript has 7 exons.
AGUGUACCCUGGGCCCAACAGAUGGCGGCCACUGACACCAACACACUGAGUCUCAACUGUCAUAAACCUCUGUGUUAAACUAUAUUAACCUCAUCAGUUUAUUACACAUGAAAAUGAAGAAUGGGCCAUAAAUCAGAAAGUAUCAAUAUGUAUGUUAUUAUAUACAAAUCUAAACAUUCAUUAGUUGUUUAGCAGGACGGAGUUACAAGUGAAAGAAGGAGUUAAUGCACAGAACCGAACAGACUACCAUAGAAAGCUGUUAGAGGAGUGGAACUGUCAAGUGUUAAGGUCACAGAUCACCUUCAUCAUGACGUGAGCAACAUGUCAUGAACUAACUGAAUUUGCUCAAGAAAAGAAAAUCUAUAGCCAAAGAAGAGGAAACAGAUUUAAUUAUAGUUCACAUCAGUUCAAGUAUGUCUACCAACACUACUAUUGAUACUAGUGGCUGUGGGAAAGAUGCAUUGACAAAUAGUUAUGGCUGGUUUGUGCAAGCACUGCUAGCUUCUUUAGCAUUUGGUCUUCUGGUUUUGAAACGAUUCUGUGAGCCGAAGAAGCAUCGAAGGUCGUGGCUGGUGUGGUUCUAUGACACUUCCAAGCAAGGUUUAGGAGCCAUGAUUGUUCAUUUUUGCAACGUCUUUCUCUCAGAAGCAUUCAGAGGGGAUCCAUGUACUUGGUACAUCAUUAGCUUUUUACUUGACUCAACGCUUGGCUUGGUUGUCAUCUGGGCUGGGAUUAGACUCAGUAUAUAUGUUGGCCAGAAGCAGGGUAUCCCCACCAUUAUCUUUGGGGAGUAUGGUCGGCCUCCAUCUGUGCGAGCAUGGGGUCAUCAGUGUGCCCUAUAUGUGGGCAUCAUGGUGGUGGAGAAGGUCCUUAUCACAGGGCUUUUAGCUUUCCAGUUUUGGUCCAGCAUAAGGGACCUCAUCUUGGCUCCUAUUACUGACCAACAAGUUCGAGUAGUCAUCGUUGUUCUAGUCAUUCCUUUCUUUAUUAAUGCUCUCAUCUUCUGGGUGACCGACAACUUCUUGAUGUUGAAGGUAAGACAAGCAGUCAGAGAUGAAGAGAAUGCCUUAUCAGAUGGGUCGUCUGGCUCAAGAGGAUAUUCCAAGGUUCGAUACAAGCCCCAUGACGUGCAUCACGAAGAUGAGUUCGACAUCCUCCUGUCAUCAUCCUCCAAUGAUGAUGAACUACUGGGCAAACAUGAGAAUCUCCAGGAAAGACAUGUUGGACGGACUGUUACAUAACAUAGUAACAAUAUUGUAGAAAAUAUCACUGGAAGCACAUUAUUAGAUCACAUGAAAUAUGCAAGGGAUUUAUGGGGUCCAGCAUUCAGAAACUUCUAAAGGUACAGUAGUUAUUAUUAAAAGUACUUUUGAAGGUUUACUAAUAAACCUUCAUAUCUGUCAUAUUUAUUGUGCAGCUGAUGUACAUUUGCCACUAUUACUUGUCAUGUGUCUUAAUUAUAAUCCCUUUGGAACACUUUUAUUGUUCCAUUUUAAUAUAUGCAUUACACAAGUUUUCCUGCAGUGGUAGGGGACACCACACUUUGUGGGGACAAUGCUCAUUGACAGUCCAAGGAUGCAUUUUAAAUCAUGUGUCAGGCAGUAUCAAUAGCAUCACACAUUUUAGUGUGUCAAGUGUUGUUCACUUGUCAUUUUGACUGCCAAAGCCCCUUGUGUCCAGAAGACAACACCUCAGUUAGUGGGUGAUAGCAUAAGUUAGGUCUAUUUAUGUUGUAAAUCUAUCAUUGCAUAGCACUUUCAGUUUCAUUAUUAGAGUUAAAAAAUUUUCUCACAAAAUUCUCUUAUCUCCUCAACUGACUCCUGUAUUACACACUAAAACCCAUGCUAUUACCCCAUUUUUGGGUGUGGUAUGCAUGUACGUACAGUAGAAUCCCAGUUAUCCAGUAUCCAGGCAAGCUGUAGAUUCAACUAACCAUCACUAAAAUGAACAAUAGAAAUAAAAAAUCCUCCAAAAUCAGCUUGUAAAGUAAGUUUGAAUACCGCUUGCAAUGAGGAGAGCUGCCAUAUUGAUUGCUAUGAUAAACAAUAAAUUAAAUACAUAGCAUAAAUAACGUACAGUAGCACAUAUUUUAUGUACAAAAAUAGCUCCUUCCACACUCGAACCAUCCUCUGGACAACGCGACCCACUUCAGCUCAGCUGACUUACAGGCGUGUGGCUGCUGCUCUGUGCUAUGUGUAUGCCAUGACAUCACAUCGGGAGGGAGCGUGGCCUCACAUUUAUAACCCUCCACCUCAACACACAUCCUCACCCACACUUAAUUUUUCUUGUUUUAUAGUUGUAUUUUAUAUUUUCUUUAUUUCUAAGCCACAUUAAAAUAUUGUAAUAAAUUUUCCACAACUUUUGUAGUUUCCUUGCAAUUAACAAUAAAACGGUAGCUGUGAUGGUGAGUCAGUAAAGUAGUCAUACCACAUGUACACACUCAGUUCCCACAAAUACACACCUAUGCUCUUCAUUUUUUCUUAUUUAAUAGUUUUAUAUUAGAUUUUCGUUAUUUAUAAGCCUCACCAUUUCCUCUAAUAUGUCAUGGAAGCCACACAUACACAACAUUGCUGAAGCUGCCUCCCAAAAGCUGGGAAUGCUGUAAAGAUGCCGUAGCUACUUCACUCCU